AUGAAUUACGCUCGGUUCCUCACCGCUGUUAGUGCUGCAAGGAAACCUUCGCCAAUCAGAAUGCUAACUGAGCUGCAACAGCGCUCGCCCCCAUCGCUGAUUUCACUGGCAGGUGGGGCACCCAACCCCGACACCUUCCCCUUCGAGUCAGCUGUCAUCAAGGUCAAGAACGGUCCGGCGGUCACCUUCAGCCAAGCAACUAUGAAAAGGGCCCUCCAGUACUCCGCCUCCAACGGAAUCCCUGAGUUGCUGACAUGGAUGAAAAACCUGCAGAAGGACCUCCACAACCCACCGACAGCUGCAUACUCACCUGAGAAAGGACAGAUGGACAUGUGCGUGACCACCGGGAGCCAGGAGGGACUCUGCAAAGUUUUUGAGAUGCUGGUCAACCCUGGAGAUGACGUCCUCCUGGACUCUCCGACCUACCCCGGAACACUGGCGGCGCUCCAGCCGUUAGGUUGCAACAUUGUCAACGUCCCCAGCGAUCAGCACGGCAUGAUACCGGCGGCCCUCAAGGAGGUCUUGUCCCGUUGGGACCCGUCAGACAGCCGGCGGCCCAAAGUCCUCUACACGAUUCCCAACGGGGGGAACCCUACAGGAGCUUCCAUGACUGCGCAGAGGAAGAAGGAAGUCUAUGAGCUCGCGAGAAUUUACGACAUGCUCAUCAUCGAGGACGACCCCUACUACUUCCUGCAGUUUGACAAACCUUGGGCACCCACCUUUCUCUCCAUGGAUGUAGACGGACGCAUCAUCAGAACAGACUCCUUCUCCAAGAUCCUGUCCUCGGGCUUAAGGAUCGGAUUUGUGACGGGACCCAAACCGCUGGUGGAGAGGGUGGUGCUGCACAUUCAAGCGUCCACCAUGCACACCAGCACCUUCACACAGCUUAUGGUGUCACAAGUGUUGCACAGCUGGGGCCAGGAGGGCUUUCUUCAACAAAUAGACAGAGUGAUAGAGUUCUACAGAAAACAGCGGGAUGCCAUGGUUAGUUCUGCUCACAAGUGGCUCACAGGUUUGGCUAAGUGGCACGCCCCUUCGGCGGGGAUGUUCCUGUGGCUGGAGCUCACGGGCAUCCGUGACACCCGGCAGCUCAUUGUGGAGAAGGCCUUGGAGAAAGAGGUGCUGCUGGUUCCAGGAGAUGUUUUCUUGAUCAACAGCGACGAGCCGUGUCCUUAUGUCAGGGCGGCGUUUUCGUUGGCCACCCCCGAACAGAUUGAUGAAGCUUUCCGACGCCUUGCCAAUCUCAUCAGAGAAGCUGCGUGA
Messenger RNA from Nerophis lumbriciformis (worm pipefish), 1263 nucleotides. Lineage: Eukaryota; Metazoa; Chordata; Actinopteri; Syngnathiformes; Syngnathidae. The record is from RefSeq and is a predicted model, not a curated record.